This is a messenger RNA of Meleagris gallopavo (turkey), 1435 nucleotides long. The record is from RefSeq and is a predicted model, not a curated record. Lineage: Eukaryota; Metazoa; Chordata; Aves; Galliformes; Phasianidae.
GACUUCCAGGCUGCCCGCCUCGACCGCCACGAUCGCGGGCCCUGCGCCCGCAUGCGGCCCCGGCCUUCCACCGGCCUCGCCGAGAUCCUCGUCCUCGUCGGAGGCUGCGACCGCGACUGCGAUGAGCUCGUCACCGUGGACUGCUACAACCCGCGCACCGGGCACUGGCGCUACCUGGCUGAGUUCCCCGAGCACCUGGGUGGGGGUUACAGCGUCGCUGCCCUGGGCAAUGACAUCUAUGUCACCGGGGGAUCGGAUGGAUCGAGGCUGUACGACUGCGUCUGGAGAUACAACUCCAGCGUGAACGAGUGGACGGAGGUAUCCCCAAUGCUGAAAGCCAGAGAAUACCACAGCUCUACGGUCCUGGACGGCCUGCUGUACGUUAUCGCCUCCGACAGCACGGAGCGCUACGACCACUCUGUGGACAGCUGGGAGGCCCUGCAGCCCAUGCUGUACCCCAUGGACAACUGCUCCACCACCUCGUGCCGUGGCAAGCUGUUCGCCAUCGGCUCCCUGUCUGGCAAGGAGACCAUGGUGAUGCAGUGCUACGACCCUGACAGCGACCUCUGGUCCCUGGUGAACUGCGGCCACCUGCCUCCGUGGUCCUUCGCCCCAAAGACCGUGACUCUGAACGGGCUCAUGUACUUCAUAAGGGAUGACUCAGCUGAAGUGGAUGUUUACAAUCCAGUGAAGAACGAAUGGGAUAAAAUCCCUGCCAUGCUUCAGGUCCACGUUGGGGGCAGCGUGGCUGUGCUAGGAGGGAAGCUCUACGUCUCCGGCGGCUACGACAACACCUUUGAGCUCUCGGAUGUCCUGGAAGCGUACGACCCUGAGACACGAACGUGGAGCGUAGCAGGGCGGCUCCCCGAGCCCAUCUUCUGGCACGGCAGUGUCAGCAUAUUCCGACAGUUCAUGCCGGAAACCACACAGGAGGAUGACAGCAUCACGCUGGACAACACCAUCAACUUGAACAGGCAGCGCCCCAACCUUCACCACCAGAACCUGAACGAACUGCGUUAGCAGGAGCGCGCUGACCCUGCCUCAGUGCGAGUCGUUGUCCACAACCAGUGUUGCUCUGAGAGAAGGCAGAGGCAAACUGGAGCCUGGAAGCAAAAACAUACUGAUUAGUACAGGGAGUAAAAAUGGAGUGUUUGAAAUGCUGUUGUAGAAACCUAGCUGGCAGAACACGAGGCCUUUGGGUGCAGCGUUCCUCAGCCCUUUUCUUUGGAGGCCGAAGGUGCAGUGCUACUCACAGAGAAGAUCUGAGAAGUGAACUCUGAAGAAAAUGGUUGUGUGAAGCACCACUUAAGCACCACAGCUUACAGCUUUCGGUCAGAUGCCCUUCACCUGGAGCUCCUUCACUUUGCAACGCUUUGUUUGUCACGUAAUUCCUUUCUCCAGUCUCUUCCUAUGGAGAAAAAAAAAAGGAACAGAA